This is a messenger RNA of Lactuca virosa, 285 nucleotides long. The record is from the annotation of a GenBank genome assembly. NCBI's taxonomy places the organism in Eukaryota, Viridiplantae, Streptophyta, Magnoliopsida, Asterales, Asteraceae.
AUGGAAAGUUUUUUUCCAACAUGUGAACUAUUUGGUCAUGUGAUUGAUUGUUGGAGUCAAGUGUUGAAUCUUGAUGAAAAAAGUCAACGUAAAGAUAAAUUCAUUGAGAAUCUGUUGCUUUCUAUUGAAGAUAUGGACGCAAGCCUACGUUACGUUGGAUUGCUUUUCCUACCAGUCGUCCGUUCCUUCCACAUUUUCCUUUUUGUGAUCAAUCUACAACACCCAGAGUUUGUAAUCAUUGACAACAACAAAGUUGAUGAUCAUAUUGAUGAGAGAUAUGGUUAG